Pocillopora meandrina is the source of this 1277-nucleotide messenger RNA. NCBI's taxonomy places the organism in Eukaryota, Metazoa, Cnidaria, Anthozoa, Scleractinia, Pocilloporidae. The record is from the annotation of a GenBank genome assembly.
AUGGGAUCUGCUUUAAGUUCAUACAAAUCAAAGAGAAGAGAUAAGAAAGAAUAUAAGAGGUGAGUAAACAUUUUUCUUCCGCUUGGAGGAAAAUAUUCAGAUGCUCUUGCGACUCGAUUUUGUUUUCCAUGGUGACAUUGAUUACAUCGUCUAUCUUGUUCAAAUUUGUAUACUUUUUUCUGUAGGAAACUGAGAGAGCAACUGAAAGAAGCACAAGAACACAUAGCUUGUCUCCAGGAACAACUUCAGUGUGCAAAUGAGUAAGUUCAUUCGAGUAAUGUUUGCUGGGGUGGCCGAUUCUUUCUCGAUUAAACUUCUUUUCUUUGACAUUCUCCCUUUUAUACCUAAUCGUAAAAAACGAGUAGAGAGUCCAUAUGCUCUAGUUGUGUAAAUGUCUUUAGCUAGGAGGGCUUCAUCUGGGUUAUUCCGACAAAAAGAGAGGGACCAGUAUUUCUUGCUCUUGGUAGACGCAAAGAAGGCGGAUAAUUUGUUCUAUCUGAGACCUUUUCUUAGCUCUUUCUUUUCUUCAAAGUCUUCUCUUGUAAACCUAAAAUUAGCACUUACUAGUGCGAUUCACUGUUAUUGUUACUUGUGUGGGCUAAUUAUUCUUGUUCUUUCUCUUUUGACAUUUUAUGUAGAUUACUUGAGGCCUUUCAAAGGUCACGCAUCGCCCCUAACGCAGGGCCUGGAACACAGAAAUAUCGAGCAGCCACUGAAAUGAUGAAAGAAAUUGAAGCUUUGGAUCGAAAGCUUUUCUUUGAGCAAGUUGCUCUGAAUGUUACAGAAAAUAGAUGUGAUUUUCUGGAUGACAACUACCAGUAAUUAUAACGCUGUUAAAUAACCGUACACUAUGGCGCUAUUAAAAAGUUAAAUACAAAAGUUGUAAUUCUUCAUACCAAAAGAUUGCGAGUUCUCGACUUAUCAGAGGUAUUCUAUAAUAGUCCUUGGUCAGUGCAUAGAGUGUUUGGAGAUCGGCAAGUAUGGAGGGAGGGGUAGAAACGUGAAAGUUAGUGCUCUCAAAUGGGGCAAAUCAGGAAAAAAAUUAUUUCAAGCUGUAAAUAUAUUUUAUCUCUUUUUACAGUCUUCUUCACGACAAUGAGACAAACCUUUACUGGCAGAAGUCAUCCUGUCAAACAAACCUGGAGGCCUUGAAAAAGAAACAAGAGGCCAUUCAGUUCAGUCGAUUCAAAGACGAAAAUCCGCUGGAACAGUGGGUCGUCUGCUCGCUUCCAAAUCUUUACUUCGGAAGAGUUGAAACCCUAUCAUCAUGGCAUUAG